GUUUCGUCAUUUCAGAAUUUCUUUUUCAUUUUUUUUUUUUUUGUGUUUUGUAUUUUUCGCUUUUUCGUCGUCCUGCUCCUGACGCCUGCAGAAAAUAGAAAACAGAGCUCAAACUAGCUCUCUACCAGCUACUGAACUUGGAAGGGAAAAACCCUAGAAUCUUGGCUUCCAUGGAGAAUCUUUCGCAUUCUCGGCCACCAAACAAGGGGUCUCAUGCUGCAGUCGCCAAGAGAGCUUGCAAUGGCGGCAAGUUCGUUGGUAAAACCGUGUAUGACGACGUGUUUGGUGGACCGCCGAGGUUCGGGGUUCCGACUCUGUCGCCUCGGCCCGAGGACUAUGACGAGAUUUUCGGCGGAUUCCAUGCGUCCCGUCCCACGUCGAUUCCUGUGCUCGAUCUUCCUUCGGUUGACGAGGAGGAGGUGUUCUUCGAUGUGCGGAGCUGCGGGUUUAACUACGGCGAGGUUUUUGGCGGAUUGGACGGCCUGGACUUUGCAGCCUCAUUUGAAGAGUUGUUGAGGCAGUCUAGCGUUGGUAGUGUUGGUCGUGAUCGUGACGGUGACGUUAAUGGCGAUUCGUCUGAAGAAGCUUGGACACCAGCUGAAACUGAAUCCCUGUCCGGAGACUCAGAUCAUUCUGGAAAGAACCAACAUUCAUCAAAUGGAGAAUCUUUUGAGCUGAUUGAUGGCAGUAUAGAGUUCAGCACAUCAUAUCAUAAAGUUAAUCAUAGAAGCAAUGGAGAUUUGUCGAAUGGGAUUACACAUAUUGCACAGCUACAUAUUCCUGGUGGUACUUGUGUGGUUGAUGAAACCAUGCCUGUGAAAAAGACAGAAAAUGAGAAUCCACCGCUGUAUGUUUGUGAUGAUGGCAAUCUUGAUCUGAGUGGGGAAACAGUGCAGAGGAAACAUCUCCGGAAAACCAUGUCACAACCUGCUAAGAGGACUGCUGGUCUACAGACGUUUGCAAAUAAACUUGCAUCACAGAGAAGCAAUGGUAAAGGUGGCUCUCUUUCUGAUGAGAUGUUUGUAACAAUUUCGGAAAUCAGCCUGAAAACCCAGCCAUCUGUGGUGCCACCUCCAUGUAGACCACCGCCAAUGGUAGAUGGUAAAAGGAAAGACCAUGAAAACAGUCAAACUACUGCUUCUGGAGAGACAUGUGGUGAUGGUUCUCCACCUUACUUCGAUGUGGAGAUAGAUGCAAGUUCAGCAGCUGCUGCUUCUGCUGCUGCUAUGAAAGAAGCAAUGGAAACAGCUCAGGUAAAGCUGAGAAGUGCAAAAGAACUAAUGGAGAGAAAGAGAGAAGGUGCACAAAAUAGCAUGAAACUGAGUUCAAAGCAUGAUACAAAAGAUAAGAAAGAAAAGUUGAGAAAGGUUGUUGAUGGAUCCAGAAAUGUAAAAGAUGAGAGGGUGCAGGACAGUAGAAAAGAAGGUAGUGGAAUGAAACCUUGUAUUGUUCAGAAGCAAGAAGUUAAGAAGACUGCUCAGGCAAUUUCCAAUUCAGUAGAAAGGGAGAAAGCUUUUAAUAUGGCUAAAGUGUCUGCAGAGGAGAAACAUGGAAAGGAAUCCCUGCCAUCUCAGGGGUCUGAUAAAACUGAUCUAGCUGAUGAAUGGCAGGAAGCUACACAAUUUUUUGAAUUGGUGAGAACAGAUAAAUCAAAAAUGGUUUUUGUGGAGGCAAGCAAUUGUAGUGUUUCAGUUGCAAACACAAAAAGAAAUGAGCAUCACCUGAAGGCAGAAAAGGUUGCCACUGUACUGAAGCAGCAAGAAGAUGGUCAGUGUAAAGAAGAAGCAAUUAGAGAAGAUCAUGAACUGGAGAAAGUUUUGAAUGACUUGAAGACAGCAAAAGAAACGUGUGAAAGGGGGUUAAGCACAGCAAGAUCAGAAGCUGCUAAAGGGGCUCACAGGCAUAAAGGGCACGAGAAGAAGGUAAAAGUGGCUCAAGUGGGUAGCAAACAGGAAGAGACUGAGGUGAAAUCCAAAAUGAUCCAGCCUUCAGAAAAUGCAAAGAAAUCAACGGGGGUGCAAGAAUCACAAAAGUCUGAGAAGCACGUAAAUGUUCGAGAAAAUGAAAUUAAAUUUGAAGUUCAGCAGGCUGUGAAGCAUAAAGAGAUUGAGCAGCUACCGAAACAGCUUAGUAAAAGUGUGGAAAAUCAGAAAAGAAGCAAGGAGUGUCAAGAAACAAAAGAUGAUGAGAAGAGACAAAGAGAGGUUUUUGGGUGGGAUGGUAAUGAUAUAAAGCUUGGGCAGUCUCAUGAAGGAGCAGAAAAUAAGAAGGCAAUGGAGGGAGCUCAUGAACAAGAAGAAAAAGAAGAUAAGGAAACAAAAGAUGAUGAGAAGAGACAAAGAGAGGUUUUUGAGUGGGAUGGCAAUGAUAUAAACCUUGGGCAGGCUCAUAAGGGAGCAGCAAAUGAGAAGGCAAUGGAGGGAGCUCAUGAGCAGGAAGAAAGAGAAGAUAAGACUUUAAAGCAGACUUGCAAACUAGAAGAAAAUGAAAAGAAAGAGAAAGAGGUUGAUGAACUAGAUGAAGGGGAGAUGAUAUGGAGAAAGGCUCUUGAGCAGCUAGAGAAUGAGAAGAGGCUGAAACAGGCUCUUGAACAGGAAGAAACAUGGAAGAAAGAAAGAGAGACUUGUCCAAAAGAAGAAAAGCAGGUUCUUGAGCAGGAAAAUAAUGAGAAGAAACAAAGUGGGGUCAACGAAAAGGAAGUAAUUGAGAAGAGACUUGAACAGGAUCACCAUGAAGAAGAUAAGACUGAGAAGCCGCUGGAAGAGGCAUUUGAGCUAGAGGAUAACAGCAGAGCAUUGAAGGAGACUCAGAAUGGGGAAGAUGAAAUGAAAACAAGACACGCACUUGAGCAGCAAAAAUAUGAAGAACUGAAGGGAGUAAAUGAAGUGCACCUGCAAACCAACAAGGAUGAAAUUGGGGAAAAAGAUCAAAUAGAUGAAGGAGCUCAUGAACAUAUGGAGGUUGAGGAUCUUGUACCAUCUGAUGAGGUACACAAGCUAGAUUCCCAUGGGAGACCUGAAUUGGUUAUUAAUUCUGAUAAAAACUGUGAUGAACAGGAAGAAGCACAAGAGACUGUUCUUGUUGAAGACUGUGGAAGGGUGCAGGCUGAAUAUAUGGAGUCUGAAAAGAGACGAGAAGCCACAAAAGAGAAUCUUGAUAGAAAAUUCAGUUUCUCUGGAAUGGGCCAAGAUGAGUUAGAACAUGUGGCAAACCAAUUAAGAACAGAAGAUGUCUCAAGCUUGUAUCAUCAAGAUGAUAGUGUGAAGAAAGCUGAUGAAGCUGGAGUUGGCAUUGGACAAAGAAAUGAUGAGAAAAUUAAAAGUAUCUCAAGAGUGGAAUCUUAUAAUGAAAAGCAAGGAAUAAAAUUUGCUUAUGAAGAGAGAGAGAGAGGAAAAAAUAUCAAUGAAGCCGAAGCUGUCUCAAAUCAUGAGGAAGACAAGGACAAGUUUGUCCCACCUCAUGUGGUGAAAGAGUCUGCUGAAGCUGGAAGGAGAAUAGAAGCUGUCCAGUCAUCUGUCCAGGAAGUGAAGGGAGACACUCUCAGAACUGCACAGCCAGUUAAGACAAAUCAGGGCAUGGAGAGGAGAGAGAAGAAUGUAAGUGAGAGCCUUACACCAGAUGAAAAAGAGACUGAAAGGAUGAAAGGAGAAGUAGAACUGGAAAAAGAACGUCUUAGAAAGAUAGAAGAAGAGAGAGAGAGGGAGCGAGAAAGGGAAAAGGAUAGGAUGACUGUCGAUAGAGUGACUCUUGAUGCUCGUGAAAGGGCAUAUGCUGAAGCCCGUGAGAGGGCAGAAAGGGCUGCCGUGGAGAGAGCAGCUGCUGAAGCUCAACAGAGAGCAAUGGCUGAAGCACAUGAAAGAUUAGUGAAGGCAUCUGCAGAGGCCAGGCUCAGAGCUGAGCGUGCUGCUGUAGAGAGAGCAACUGCAGAGGCUCAGGAGCGCGCUGUGGAAAAAGCUAUGGCUGAAAGGGCUGCAAGAGUGGAAAGAUCUGUGUCAGAUAAAUUCUCUACUUUUUCCAGAAACAGUGGACUGGAUCUGCAUAAUCAGCAAUUCCAAAGCACAGGCUCUUUUAAGGGUUUAAGAUAUUCCUCAGAAUAUAAUGGAGUUGAAGGCGAAUCACCUCAGAGGUGUAAAGCUAGGCUGGAGAGAUACCGACGAACAGCUGAACGUGCGGCAAAAGCUCUUGCGGAGAAGAAUAUGCGUGACCUUCUUGCUCAAAGAGAGCAAGCAGAAAGAAAUAGAUUGGCUGAAACCCUGGAUGCAGAUGUCAAAAGGUGGUCUAGUGGGAAAGAGGGAAAUCUACGGGCAUUGCUUUCAACUUUGCAAUAUAUUCUUGGGCCUGAUAGUGGUUGGCAGCCAAUUCCAUUGACAGAAGUUAUCACGUCAGCUGCUGUAAAGAAAGCUUACAGGAAAGCCACCCUUUGUGUUCAUCCUGAUAAACUACAGCAACGGGGUGCUAGUAUUCAGCAGAAAUAUAUUUGUGAAAAGGUCUUUGAUCUUCUAAAGGAAGCUUGGAACAAAUUCAAUUCAGAAGAGCGGUAGCAGAGUCGUAGUAAUGUAGCCAAUUGCAUAUUUACAGUUUUCUGUCCUUUAUGUAAAUUUAUACUAGUAGCUAGUAAAUAUAUCAUCAUUUCUGUUGAUAAUUGUAGUAAACCCUAUAGUUUCUGCAUGUAAUUUAUGAUGGAAUACAUAGGUAGCAGAAAGUUAAUGAAUGAAGUUUUUGUAUAAUGCAAUCAAAUAUUUAAAAUGCUAUUUUCUAUUUAUUAUUUUACAUAAAAGUUCUGUUCAGUU
Molecule: messenger RNA, 4790 nt
Organism: Rubroshorea leprosula
Lineage: Eukaryota; Viridiplantae; Streptophyta; Magnoliopsida; Malvales; Dipterocarpaceae
Source: the annotation of a GenBank genome assembly